CCGCGGUCCCUCUUGAGCACCGCCUUGCCGGUUUGGCGGGGUGAAAGGUUGCGAAGAUGGCGACGGCCUUGAGCGAAGAGGAGCUGGACAAUGAAGACUAUUACUCGUUGCUGAACGUGCGCAGGGAGGCCUCUUCGGAAGAGCUGAAAGCCGCCUACCGCAGGCUGUGCAUGCUGUACCACCCCGACAAGCACCGAGACCCCGAGCUCAAGUCCCAAGCCGAGCGGCUGUUUAACCUCGUCCACCAGGCGUAUGAAGUGCUCAGUGACCCGCAGACCCGGGCCAUCUAUGACAUCUAUGGGAAGAGAGGACUGGAGAUGGAAGGAUGGGAGGUCGUGGAGAGGAGGAGGACCCCAGCCGAGAUCCGAGAAGAGUUUGAGCGGCUGCAGAGAGAGCGGGAGGAGAGGCGACUGCAGCAGCGAACCAAUCCCAAGGGGACCAUCAGCGUGGGCAUCGAUGCCACUGACCUCUUUGAUCGCUACGAGGAGGAGUACGAAGAUGUGUCCGGAAGCAGCUUUCCGCAGAUUGAAAUUAACAAGAUGCACAUAUCGCAGUCUAUCGAGGCACCGCUGACGGCCACGGACACGGCCAUCCUGUCGGGGAGCCUCUCGACCCAGAACGGGAACGGAGGGGGCUCCAUCAACUUCGCGCUCAGACGGGUCACCUCCGCCAAGGGAUGGGGCGAGUUAGAGUUUGGAGCUGGGGACCUGCAGGGGCCUCUCUUUGGUCUAAAGCUGUUCCGCAAUCUCACACCAAGAUGCUUCGUGACGACCAACUGUGCUCUGCAGUUUUCAUCCCGCGGCGUCCGGCCCGGCCUCACCACUGUCCUGGCUCGGAAUCUGGACAAGAACACCGUGGGCUACCUGCAGUGGCGAUGGGGCAUCCAGUCGGCCAUGAACACGAGCAUCGUCCGGGACACCAAAACCAGCCACUUCACCGUGGCCCUGCAGCUGGGAAUCCCUCACUCCUUUGCACUGAUCAGCUACCAGCACAAGUUCCAGGAUGACGACCAGACUCGUGUGAAAGGGUCGCUUAAGGCCGGCUUCUUCGGGACGGUGGUGGAGUACGGGGCCGAGAGGAAAAUCUCCAGGCACAGCGUUCUCGGGGCCGCGGUCAGCAUCGGGGUUCCCCAGGGCGUCUCUCUCAAAGUCAAGCUGAACAGGGCCAGUCAGACGUACUUCUUCCCCAUCCAUCUGACGGACCAGCUCCUCCCCAGCGCCGUGUUCUACGCCACCGUGGGGCCCCUCGUGGUCUACUUCGCGAUGCACCGCCUCCUCAUCAAGCCGUACCUGCGGGCGCAGAAGGAGAGGGAGCUGGAGAAGCAGAGGGAAAGCACCGCCACCGACAUCCUGCAGAAGAAGCAGGAGGCCGAGGCAGCGGUUCGGUUGAUGCAGGAGUCCGUCCGAAGGAUCAUCGAGGCAGAAGAAUCUAGAAUGGGCCUCAUCAUCGUCAACGCCUGGUACGGGAAGUUUGUCAACGACAAGAGCAAGAAGAGCGAGAAGGUGAAGGUGAUCGACGUGACGGUGCCCCUGCAGUGCCUGGUGAAGGACUCGAAGCUCAUCCUCACGGAGGCCUCCAAGGCUGGGCUGCCCGGCUUCUACGACCCCUGCGUGGGCGAGGAGAAGAGCCUGAAGGUGCUGUACCAGUUCCGGGGCGUGCUGCACCAGGUGAUGGCGCAGGACGGCGAGGCGCUCAGGAUACCAAAGCAGUCCCACAGGAUUGACACGGACGGAUAAGCUGCCCAAGAAACCAGAUUAAAAGAGGCUGCAAAAAAUCUUUUCCUGGGAGUCAACAAAUUUGGAAGCAGGGAAAAAACCCAGACAUAAGAUAUGUUUAUUUUAUAUUAUUCCUAUAGAAGGUGGUCCCGAAUCAAUUAUGUGAAGGGACGGAGACAGCCCGCUUCCCCGGGUGCUGCGGGUCGGAGUGCAGCAGCCCCGCCAGGACCAGGACCAGGGCGCAGCUGUGUCUUUGUCCCCCAGGAUCAUGUCCCCGAGGCCAGGGCCCCGGCCCCGGGACACCCCGGGGUCCCUCCCCGAGGUCUCCGGCACCUGCUGGCCGCAGCCACCCCGCAGCCCCUGGCCUGCCUCGGGGUCCUCGUGGGACGCCCGGCCCCGCCCGGCAGAGGAGGGGAGAGCGGGAGUCUCCGGCCGAGUGAGCAUGUGUGGUCAGCCUCCCGACAACCGCCUUUCCCUGAUGAAAUGUGGAGAGGAGCGUGGGUUUAUAAAUCUGCUUUUUAUCUGACAAGUGAUGUUGGAAAUUAGUCCUUCUUUCCCUCCCAGAACUUCUCAAGUCAUUCCACUGGCACCUGGCUUGGGACAGAGAAUUGUGACCGGUUCCCAGGACCGUUCCUGUCAUAGGUCACUUCCUUCCAGGACCCCUGUCCCUGUGGGAAGAGGCGGCUGUCCGUCCUUCUCACCACGUCUCUCUCGGCUGGGCCCGGCCCGCCUGUGCCCACGCCACAGUGCGGAGUUGGAACGAGGGGUCACAGGAGGAGGGGAAGCACAGAGGGGCCCCCGGACCAUGCCGUGGGCCCAGGGCAGUGCUCACUUGCGGCCAGCAGGUGGCACUGCGGCUCCCCGCACCUGACCCGGCCCAGCUCCUUCUGCACAGGGGACUAAGGCCUUCCUUCCUUGGCCUCGGGUGGGUGCAGGGUACUUUGGGGGCUGUCAGCUGCGAUGAGCGCAGACCCGCCAGUCUGGUUCUGACAGCCCCCACGCUGGUGCCAGCGGAAUUGCUGAUGGCCACUCCCUCCAGUUUUUUAAAAGCAGCUCAGGUGGUCCAGUCCUGUAGUAUUUAUUUCUGUCCCCCUGCAACAUAGUCUGAGUUCUCCGGGCUGCUGCCCUGAACGCGCACUGUGCAGUGGGCACCGUGUUUGACGAGUCCGACCGCGGGCACAGCCCUGCCCCGUCCGCGGCCGGUGGCUCCAGCAGCGCCCGGCUCCCUCCUGGGCCUGACGUGGAUGUACAGGAGGCACGCUCACCACAAUAAACCUUUCCUGAAAGCCGGGGA
This is a messenger RNA of Phyllostomus hastatus (greater spear-nosed bat), 3009 nucleotides long. RefSeq names its product DnaJ heat shock protein family (Hsp40) member C11 (gene DNAJC11). Gene Ontology annotation, biological process: cristae formation. The transcript has 16 exons. The coding region runs from base 57 to 1736 and encodes 559 amino acids. Lineage: Eukaryota; Metazoa; Chordata; Mammalia; Chiroptera; Phyllostomidae. The record is from RefSeq and is a predicted model, not a curated record.